UCGACAGAUCGCCAUACCAUGUCUGACCCACGAUUUGCGCGGUUGAAUACUGACCCCCGUUUCCGACGCCUCAAGAAACACAAUUCAAAAGUUGUAGUCGACGAGCGUUUCAAAGGAAUUUUUGACGAAGACAAGGCGGGAAAAAAGACAUUGAAACAAAAAGGCAAAGGAAAGGAAAAACUAGGCCGAGUAGAUAAAUUUGGUCGUAAAAUUUCUGAAACUCAUGAAAAGGACAACCUCAGGCGGUUUUAUCGGCUGGAACACGAGGAAGAUGAGGAGGCAGAUGCUCCAACCUCCACGAUACCCGACUAUGCUCGUGGUGGCGUCCUCAUGGAGUCCUCCUCCGAAUCAGAGGCGGAAAGUCAGGGUGCGGGUGACUCUGACGACGAGAGCGAUGGCCCCGGAUUUGUCACAUUAGGCAGAAACCUCGACGAAGAAGAUGAGAUCGAUCUUGAUGAGAGCACAUUUGCCGAUCUGGACGCACAGGUUGCUGCAUAUGCGAGGAUAGCCCCGGAGGACAACAGUAAAGAAGCUACGGAGAAGACCAGAAGACUAGCUGUUGUUAAUCUUGAUUGGGACCAUGUCCGUGCAGCACAUCUUUACAAGAUAUUUUCGUCACUUGUUUUGCCAGCUGCGCCUGCUACCCUUCCGGCGUCCGUGCCAGUGCCACUCAAGGAUGAAAAGUCUCUCAAGAACACGAAAAGCGCAAAGGCGACGGUCGCAAGAGGAAAGGUGCUGAGUGUCCGCGUCUAUCCAAGUGAGUUCGGGAAAGAGCGCAUCGCAAGGGAGGAAAAGGAGGGACCACCUGUAGAGGUGUUCAAAAAGAAAGCAGAAAAUGAAGAGGAUGUCAAUGAACGGACCAUCCACGAAACCGGAGACGGAGCGGACUACGACGAAGACGCUUUGAGAAAGUAUCAGUUAGAGAGAUUACGGUAUUACUACGCCAUUGUUGAAUGUGAUACCGCCGAAGCUGCCGUGCACAUCUACAACGAACUCGAAGGUACUGAGCUUGAGCGUUCAGCAAACGUGUUCGAUCUCAGCUUUGUGCCCGAUGAGAUGACGUUCGAUGAAGAAUAUCGCGACGAGGCGAGAGAUGAUCCUGGAACACGGUAUCGAGCAGUAGAGUUCGUGACAGAUGCUCUCCGUCAUUCAAAAGUCAAGCUCACUUGGGACGAUGAUGACCCGGAGCGCAAUCACAUUACUAGACGAUCACUAACCAAAAAAGAGAUCGAAGAAGCCGACUUCAAGGCAUAUAUCGCAUCAUCAUCUUCUGGGUCCGAUGAUGAUCCAGAUCCUGUGUCGAAGAAGAGGAGCAAGAAGAACGCCCAGAGAGACAAGCUUCGCACAUUACUUCUUGCCGGAGACGAUGACGACCUUCCAGAAGGGUGGGGCCGGGAUGACGACGCAGGAAAACAUGACGAUGUGGACAUGGAGAUCACGUUCACCCCUGGUCUCACUGAGGCCAAAAAUCCCGAAGACGAGACGACAAUGGAGGCAUAUCAAAGAAAGAUGAGGGAGAAGCGCAAAAAGAGAAAGGAAGAGGUCAAAGAGAAAGCUACGACAGUCACGAAUAAUGAAGGUCGAGGGCAACCUGGGAAAAAUGUCUCUUUUGAUGACGACUUCUUCGAGGGCGUAAGUGGCAGUGAGGGAGAAUCUGAGGCGGGGAAUGCAUCGAAGUCAGCGAAGCGGGUGUCAAGAACACGGGAUGUCGACAAGCCAGUGCUACGCCAGGAGAUAAAGUCAGACGUCAAAGCAGGUAAAAAGGGAAAAAAGAAAAGGGGCAAAAAGAAAGUGAUCGAUGAUGAUGAUGAUGAUGAAGUCCAGGACGACUUCAUUAUCGACGUUAAAGAUGACCGGUUCAAGGCAAUCCACGAGGACUACCAAUUCGCCAUCGAUCCCAGCAAUCCUCACUUCAAAAAGACGAAAAGUAUGGCGGCACUUAUUGACGAACGAACUAAGCGCCAAAAAAGGAGUCGCCCUGAAGAUGAGACAAGCGCACGACUCCCCACAAAGGUGGAUGACACCAGCCUCAAGAACCUCGUUGAGAGCGUCAAACGGAAAAGUGCAGCGGCUGACCAGAGCGGAUUUGGGAAGCGGCGUAAGCUAUAGCUUCGGCCCUCGAUUUAUUCUACAUUUGUCGUCAGUCUGUCGGUGAGAACCCUACGACGAGUACCCGGCGUCAUAAUACUUAUUUCUAUGUGAUUUUCCCGGUCA
This is a messenger RNA of Suillus subalutaceus, 2214 nucleotides long. RefSeq lists its product as uncharacterized. Gene Ontology annotation, molecular function: RNA binding. Bases 19 to 2109 code for a protein of 696 amino acids. The record is from RefSeq and is a predicted model, not a curated record. The transcript is spliced from 6 exons. NCBI's taxonomy places the organism in Eukaryota, Fungi, Basidiomycota, Agaricomycetes, Boletales, Suillaceae. Gene Ontology annotation, biological process: rRNA processing. Gene Ontology annotation, cellular component: nucleus.